CCGGCAGCACGCAGCCGCAGCGCCGGCGGCGGAAGCGGCGGAAGCGGCCGCGGUUGUCCCGGUAACCAACGCCGGGGCCUGCGGGGCCAUGGGCGAGCUGGGCCCGGACGAAGGGGCCGAGAACACGUACAGCCUGCGGCCCGGCCUGCAGCACCGGUUUAAGUCGUCCACAGUAAAAGAAUGCAUCCGUGCAAUACUGAAGGAGAAGCUGGCCGAUGUACAGUACAUCCCAGAAGAAAUGCCUGAGCUUACAAAGUCUUUAUCAGACACAAUAAAAGACAGACUGAAAGAGGAGGGAUUUGACAGGUACAAGAUGGUGGUGCAGGUUGUUAUUGGAGAGCAGAGAGGAGAAGGAGUGAACAUGGCUGCGCGAUGCUUCUGGGAUGCUGACACUGACAGCUGUGCUCACGACGUGUUCAUGAACAUACCUGUGGGUGUGUGGAUGAAGGAAGUUGAGAUGCUUCUGGUAUUCAGAUGCACUGACCUGGGUUGCACCACAAGUGAGGACAGCUUGUUUUGUGUUGUGGCUGCAUUUGGCUGCUUCUACUAUUGAAGCUGACAAACAUUGCACAGGAGGAUGGAUGUUGGGGAGAAUGCUUUGGAGUAUUUUUUAUUUAAGUGCACAAAAGCAUCAUAUUCUUCCUUUAGUACAUAACACAAUUAACAGCUCUACAAAGUACGUCCUACAUCUGUUCUACACACUACAACAUUCCCUCUUCCUUGUGGAUAUUGAUAUAGCUUUAAGCACAAUAUUAAUAUUAUUAUUAUUAUUAUGUCCUUUAUUUAAAUGACACUUUGUUUUUUAUAUAGUGUUGGUUUUGUCCUAAAAGUGUAUUGCCAAUAGCCAUUGCUUCUAAGGCAAACUCAACUCCUGUCUCAAAAGGGUUCUGUUACUUUUAUUUUUAUUUCUAUGAAAUUAAUGAAAUAUUUAUAAGAAAAAAACAUAAUAAAUCAAAGUAUUUAAUA
Messenger RNA from Passer domesticus (house sparrow), 966 nucleotides. RefSeq names its product dynein light chain Tctex-type 2B (gene DYNLT2B). The record is from RefSeq and is a predicted model, not a curated record. Bases 89 to 553 code for a protein of 154 amino acids. Lineage: Eukaryota; Metazoa; Chordata; Aves; Passeriformes; Passeridae. Gene Ontology annotation, cellular component: cytoplasmic dynein complex; cytoplasm. The transcript is spliced from 6 exons. Gene Ontology annotation, biological process: microtubule-based movement. Gene Ontology annotation, molecular function: dynein intermediate chain binding.